AUGACGACCCCGCCACCACCACCCCCACCCCCGCCGCCGCCGGCAACCUACGAGCCCGCCACGGGCGAGAACCACACAAACUUCCUCACCUGGUCGCGCGCACAGGGAAUCACAUUCCACAAGAUCACACCCGCCCGCUUCCAGCACGCCGGUCUCGGCAUCGCCUCCACCGCACCAAUCGCCGGCCCUGGCCCACGGCGCCCGAUCCCAGGUAGGCGCAACGAGGGGCCAGAGACGAUCGCAUUCACACCCACAGCUUCGCUGCUGACGCGGGAGAAUCUUGUUCAGUUUGCGCCGAGCCUGAAGGGGCGGGCGAGGCCGCUGCUGAAGGAGCUGGGGACGCAUGCGUGCUUUGCGGCUGCGAUUGCGGGCGAGAGGGGCAAUGGGAAGAAUGGGUGGGCGCCGUGGAUGAGGGUGUGGCCGGGGUUGGAGGAGUUUAGGGAGGGGGUGCCGCUGCUAUGGAAGGAGGAGGAGCAGGAGUUGUUGCCGCCGAGUGCGAUUUCAAUACUGGAUGCGCAGAAGAAAAAGUUUGGGGGGGAUUUCGAGAAGGUCAAGAAGUUGGGCUUUGAGUUUACUCGCGACGAGUACAUCUACGCUUGGCUCGUUGUAAACACCAGAAGCCUAUUCUACAAGCCAGACACCCCCGAAUAUAAAGAACUCACGCGCGAGCACUGUAUGGCUCUCUGCCCGUUCAUCGACUACUUCAACCACUCUGACGACGGCUGCAAAGUAGAGCUCUCCCCCCGCGGCUACACCGUCACCCCCUCCGCCGGCUCCAUCCCCGCCGACACCCAACUCUUCGUCACCUACGGCUGCCACUCCAACGACUUCCUCCUCUGCGAAUACGGCUUUCUGCUGCCCACGCCGUCCAACAAAUGGGACGAGGUCAGCAUCGACUCGUUCCUCCUUCCCGCGCUCAACGCUUCGCAGCGCAGCGUUCUCGAGGCAGAGGGGUUCCUGGGUGGAUACGUGUUUGACCGUAAUACGUUCUGCUUCCGCACGCAGGCGGCGGUCAGGAUGAUGCUGAUUAAGGACCCGGAGCACCCGAGGAGUAGGGCGAGGGUGGAGAGGUGGAGGAGGUUUUUGGUGGGGGAGGAGGAUGGCGAGAGGGAGAGGGAGGAGGUGGAGAGGUGGUUGGUGGGAGUGUUGAGGAAGUUGAGGGGAAGGGGACGGGUGGCAUGGGGGAUGGUGGAGGAUGUGGCGGGGGAGGGGGUGGCGAGGCUGGUGAAGGAGAGGUGGGAGCAGGUGUUAGCGAUGGUGGAGAGCGUGGGCGCUGAGAUUGGAGUGGAGGAUUGGGAGGAGGAGGAGGAGAAGUAG
Molecule: messenger RNA, 1317 nt
Organism: Morchella sextelata
Lineage: Eukaryota; Fungi; Ascomycota; Pezizomycetes; Pezizales; Morchellaceae
Exons: 4
Coding region: 1-1317 (438 amino acids)
Biological process (GO): peptidyl-lysine trimethylation; peptidyl-lysine monomethylation
Molecular function (GO): protein binding; protein-lysine N-methyltransferase activity
Source: RefSeq, a predicted model, not a curated record